AUGGCAGUUUCGGGUCGAAAGGUUGCUGAUUUUCAAGGUUCUAUAUCCAAAGGUUCAGCAGAGUACUUUGACUAUAGAUGUCAACCAUGUUUGGCGAUUGGUCAGCAAAUAGAAGCUCAUGGAUUUUGUGUGGACUGUCAAGAAUACCUUUGUAAGAACUGCCUAGCUUAUCAUCAAAGAACAAAGGCCUCAAAACAUCAUCACCUGGUAAACAAAGAUAAUAUAGAUAAACAUGCUGUUCCCACGAAAGAUUCAGGAUUGUGCACUGAAAUGUGCCGUGAUCAUAAAAAUGAAGUAAUCAAAUUUUUCUGUGUAAACCAUGAAGCACUUGGUUGCCAUGACUGCAUGACAAUGGAUCAUAGAACAUGUAAAAUCGACUAUAUACCUGACAAAUGUUCAAGUAUUGGGGACAGUGAAGAGUUCAGAGAGGUAAUGAGGAAACUGGACCAGAAAGUGAAUGAAGCCGAGGAUGUUAUAAAGAUGGCCUCAUGUAGAGAAAAAGAAUUAGAUUCCUGCCAUGACAGACUACUCAAAGAAAUUACAAUGUUUCGCAAAGAGAUAAAUGAUCGCUUAGACCAACUACAAACGCAAAUUGUGGCAGAUGCUGGCCAAAAGAAGUUCACAGAUCAACAAGCAGUAAAGAAGGUGCUUGAAACAUGUACAAAAAAUUCCUCAGAAAUCAAACAACUACAGUCAAGAUUACAAGAUUACAAAGCUUCACAGCAGAAUGGACAACUUUACAUUACAAUGAAACAAGCUAAAUCCAAACUAAAGUCAGACGAAAUAAAGGAGGCAGACAGAAGUUUAGAAAUGACAAACAUGCAAUACGUAUUUGAGCAAAACCAAGGCCUGGAAAACAUGCUUUCAACACAAAAUGCAUUUGGAAAGCUCACACUGUCUUCUUCCGUCGUAAUUUCAAAGGAGACGAAACUGAUAGACAAAUUGACCCACAAAGAAAAUAUAAAUGUACAGACGGACUCAGAUCAGAGUGAAUGCUGGAUAUCAGGAUGUGUUGUCCUGUCCUCUGACAGACUUGUGGCGGCCGACGUUAACAAUGGGAAAUUGAAAGUUGUUGACACAAAAAAUAAAGCUGUAAUAGAAGAGUCAAAACUUUAUUCAAAUCCAUGGGACAUUGCAGCAUUACCUCAGGACCGUAUUGCUGUGACAAUGAUAUGGAAGAAAGAGAUCCUUAUAAUAUCAACAGCCGGAAAACUAACACUUGUCCGCAAGUGUCCGGUUAAAGGUGACUGUAGAGGUAUAGCUUAUCAUCAAGGUCAUCUCUAUAUAGUUUCCAUUGUUCCGAGGUGUGUAUUUAUUACAGAUACACAAGGUAACGUUCAAAACACAAUUUUACUUGAUGAAAAGAGAGUUGGCAUACCAAGCUUCUUACUACUAAGUAAGGAUCUGAGUCAUAUCUUCAUCAGUGACAGGGAUAGGAACAGUGUUAUAAGUAUAACAUUACAAGGUGAUAUAUCUGCUGAAUACAAAAACAAAGACUUUAAAAAUCCACAGGGAAUGAUGAUGCUUGAAGAUGGAUCCUUGCUGGUGUGCUGCUGUAGGGAAGAUGGCAUCAUACAUCAUAUCUCGGUUGAUAUGAAGCAAUGUCAUACAAUGAUAGAGGAUCUGUCGUGCCCAUCCUCUAUGUGCUAUAAUCGUGAUCAACAUGAGGUCUAUGUCGGAUGUUCUUAUAGCAAUGAGAUGAUUGUGCUGAGUGCAAAAUAA
Mercenaria mercenaria is the source of this 1722-nucleotide messenger RNA. RefSeq lists its product as uncharacterized. Gene Ontology annotation, biological process: positive regulation of DNA-templated transcription. The coding region runs from base 1 to 1722 and encodes 573 amino acids. The transcript has a single exon. The record is from RefSeq and is a predicted model, not a curated record. Lineage: Eukaryota; Metazoa; Mollusca; Bivalvia; Venerida; Veneridae. Gene Ontology annotation, cellular component: chromatin; nucleoplasm. Gene Ontology annotation, molecular function: zinc ion binding; ubiquitin-protein transferase activity.